GUGGUGCGUCGAAUUACAUUUGCCGACUGAAAAUCCUCCUCAUGACUAAAAGCUGCACCUGAGCUCCUCAGUAGAUAGAGCAAUAUCCUGUUCGUUGCUUCAUCUCCAGUCCCCAGUUUGCACAGCCCCAGCGGCAACAGAGUAUAGAUGGUGUAAAAUCAUUUUCAUUCAGACAGUGUUCUCAUGGCCGGCAGAAGAAUCGUGGUCUUCCCCUCCUCGGUGGAGCUUGGUCCGGUGCUGGCCCGUCUGGUGACAUCUCGGGCUGAGAAGGCCAUCGCCUCUCAUGGCCGGUUCACCCUGGGGCUCUCUGGGGGAAGCCUCGUGUCCAUGCUCGGCAAAGAGCUGCCUGCCCUACCAGAGCUGGACUGCAGCAAGUGGGUGGUUGGCUUCUGUGACGAGCGACUGGUUUCCUUCGACGAUCCUGAGAGCACCUAUGGGCUUUACAAGAGUAAAUUGUUUUCCAAGGUCAACAUCCCCGACAGUGGGAUCUUAACCAUUGAUUCCUCUCUGCCAGUGAGCGAGUGUGCUGAGGAUUAUACCCGUAAACUGAAGGAGGCCUUCCCAGAUGACCACUUCCCUGUGUUUGACUUGUUGCUCCUGGGUAUGGGGCCUGACGGACACACCUGCUCUCUCUUCCCGGACCACCCUCUCUUGGAGGAAACCACGAAGAUUGUGGCCCCCAUCAGUGACUCUCCCAAACCACCGCCCCAGCGUGUAACUAUGACUCUUCCAGUGGUGAACGCUGCACGCUGUGUGGCUUUUGUAUCAACAGGAGGAAGCAAAGCACCCAUUUUGAAGGAAGUGCUGGAGGGCAGAGAGGGUCCAGAGUUUCCAGCAGCCCGUGUUGUCCUGACCAACGGCGAGCUGUUCUGGCUUGUUGAUGACCCUGCAGCUGCCUCCCUAACUACCCAGGUAGAGAGGCUGAGCUCAGGGGCCAAACUGUAGAGCUUUUUUCAACACUGACACGAAAACCUGAAUGAAGAGACUGGAAAAUAGUUCAGAACAUUUAACAGGAAAGCAAAACUGGUUUACGCAGUGGAGAUAGUGACAUAGGAUGUGGAGAUGAAUAAUAAUUUCCAUCUUAAGAUUUAGCACUUACUGUGUGUGUGUGUGUGUGUGUGUGUGUGUGUGUGUGUGUGUGUGUGUGUGUGUGUGUGUGUGUGUGUGUGUGUGUGUGUGUGUGUGUGUGUGUGUGUGUGUGUGUGUGUGUGUGUGUGUGUGUGUGUGUGUGAGUGAGAGAGAGUCAGUCAGUCAGUCAGAGGGUUAGAUAUAUUCUAACUUGCAGAUAUGCUUGCAGUGCACUUUCACUCAGAAUUAACUUUUCAGCAAAGUGGGACACAUCUUGCAUCCAGCAAUUAAACUUUUGAAAUAAAAUGACUGAUGUGCAAUCUGUGGGUAAAAAAAUCACAUCAAAUAAAAGUAUGCAGAGUAUUUCUGGAUCUUCAUAAUAGUAAACUGUACAUAUACAGUACUGUCAACACACACAAAAAAACUUGUUCUGCUCAUUGGCUCUGAGUUGCAUUCACACCCCUUCAAAAUAUAACUUUGCACCUUUGACACUGAAAAUCAGCACUUAUCUGCAGCUUUCGGCGCGCCUUGCAACUAUCCAUGGCAUUUUCAGCAACAUUUCAAAUGAAUAAAAUGCCAAUUAAACAUU
This is a messenger RNA of Scophthalmus maximus (turbot), 1657 nucleotides long. It is a transcript of the gene pgls, whose product is annotated as 6-phosphogluconolactonase. The record is from RefSeq and is a predicted model, not a curated record. NCBI's taxonomy places the organism in Eukaryota, Metazoa, Chordata, Actinopteri, Pleuronectiformes, Scophthalmidae. The transcript is spliced from 7 exons. Gene Ontology annotation, biological process: carbohydrate metabolic process; pentose-phosphate shunt. Gene Ontology annotation, molecular function: 6-phosphogluconolactonase activity. The coding region runs from base 184 to 945 and encodes 253 amino acids.